AUGGCAUACGACCCGAUCCCGGAGAAUGUAAGAAAGUUCUGGGACUCAUGGAGCAUCCGAACCUUCGUCAUCUUGAGCCUCUCACUUCAGAUUUUUCUUGUUCUCUUUGCUUCGUUCCGUAAGAAAACCGGCAAUACGGGGGUCUAUUCUCUUAUAUGGUCUGCUUAUCUACUGGCGGACUGGGUUCCCACAUUCACCGCUGGUCUCAUCCUGAACACUCUGAGCAACAACACUGGCGACUUCGGUACCUCAUCCAUUGAUCAUGGGUUGACCAAUGAUCUUCUGGCAUUAUGGGCAGCUUCUCUGCUGAGGCACCUUGGCGGCACCUUCACCAUCACCGCGUUUUCCCUUGAAGAUAAUGAGCUGUGGCUAAGGCACUUCAUUGGCCUCAUAGUCCAGUUCACGACGGCCUUGUACGUCUUUCUCUGCACCCUCCCCAACAAGAAGCUUCUAGUCCCGACAAUUUUCGCCCUUAUUGGAGGCAUCACCAGUUAUGCUCAACGGGUGAGAUCUAUGUAUCUUGCAACCUUGGAUAAGUACCGCGAAGACAUUGUGAGACACCCUUACAAUCCAGAUGAAGAGUACAAAGAACUUGGCCUGGAUAAGCUGUUCAAGGAAGCUCGAAGAGAGCCGCUUGAUCAAUCUGAUGUGUGCCAGGUCGCAUACCACUAUUUUCAGAUCUUCAAAGGGCUCAUCGUCAACGUAGAAUACAUGCCCACGGACAAAAAAGAGAGUAUCAAGAGCUUCCGUAAUAGGAUCACGUCACAGGAUACACUUCAGGUGAUAUUACGUGAACUCAGUUACAUGUACGAGGUGCUUUACACCAACCACCUAGCUCUCACGACGUUUCUGGGUGGACUGUGUUCAAACAUCUCCUUAGUUUCGGGUGCGGUUGUGCUUGGCAAGUUUGUCCGUGCAGGGAAGCAAGAUUUUCAUCAUGUCGAUAUCAGAAUCAGUUAUGCUCUGUUUAUCGUACCCAUUGUGCUGGAUGCAUUGGUAAGCUAUGGAGACUCGCUGCGCCCAUUGUCUCCGUAUCCAUUGACAUCGAGGGGCAUAGCUGACCAAUUUUUACACAUGAUAAAAUCAUUUUCAAAUGAUGUUCUUGACUUACUGUUUUGUGGAAUUUUCCAUAAAAGGAAGCUGAAGAUGUUGACAGUUCAGAUAGAGCCGGGUAUUGAGCACGAGGUACAUGGUACAUUCAUAUUGUGGCGGGAAUGGUCAGAGUGCAUCUGCGCCCACAACCUCAUUAGCUAUUGUUUGAAGGAAUGUCCUCGAACGAUCUCCAAGCCAAAUGGACCAUGUCGAGUCCACAUGAGUAAGAUCCUCCAUUUACCAUUACUUGCUGUGAUGAAAAUAUUACUAUUUGUACGUCCUGUCCUCGAUAUGCUGGGCCUCAAGGACAUUCUCGAUAAGGCCAUAUAUGUAUCUAGAUGUCCUUUUGACAAGCAACUGUGGGAUUUCCCAUUCGCCAGUUUGGGGGAUAUGUCCUCCAAAAUGGAGAAUGGAGAUGUGAAGUUGGUAUCUGAGGCCAGAGGUGGUUGGGCCCUCCAAAGUGAUGGAGAACCGAGCUGUGAUCGCCGUAAGUUGUUGGCUUGCAUCAAUGGUGUUGAAUAUGAUGAGAGUCUUCUCCUGUGGCAUAUUGCUACUGAACUCUGCUACAAUACAGAGGAGGAUCAGCGCGCCAAGAAGAUGGGAAGUCAUGCUCGAGUAUUCAGCAAGAUCAUGUCAGAUUACGUGCUGUAUCUCAUGGUCUUUCAGCCCAGUAUGAUGUCCACAAUAUCUGGUAUGUUCCUCAAGAACUAUGAGGACGCUUGCGAGCAGACAUAUGCAGCUCUAAGGGAAAUCCGUCGGGGAGGAGGUGACAGAAAAUUGAAGGAUGCUUGCACGAAGAUUCUCGACUCCAAAGUGGAAUUCAAAACGGCCAAAGAUGGGAGUAAGCCUCUGCUGUUUCGAGCAUGCACCUUGGCCGAAGAACUUAAGCAGUUGCAGGAGGGAGAAAGGUGGAGUAUCAUGGCGCGGGUGUGGGUUGAGAUGCUGACGUACGCAGCUGCGCAUUGCAGAGGAGAUAUUCAUGCCCGGUCGCUGAGUAGGGGCGGGGAGCUCCUUUCCAUGAUUUGGCUCUUGAUGGCUCAUUUCGGGUUGAUAGGCAAUCAGAGAGACGGAGCAAUCGUCAUUGAGCAGGAAGAGGAGCAAUCCUGUGUGUGA
Punica granatum (pomegranate) is the source of this 2205-nucleotide messenger RNA. The record is from RefSeq and is a predicted model, not a curated record. Lineage: Eukaryota; Viridiplantae; Streptophyta; Magnoliopsida; Myrtales; Lythraceae.